CGUGGGUCAUUACUGGGCUCUGAUGCUUUUGUUUCAUUGGGUUGGGCCCUCUGAAGGUGGUGCUGCUGCCCGAGCCGCUGCAAAUGCACUCACAGGUGUGCAAAGAAAGGGUUUGCCACUGACCUGGGCUUCUGGGACCUUUCUGUCUGCCGGGAAGCAUCUUGAUGUUAAUCCGAAAUACCUCCAGAAGAUUCACCAGGCUGUGGAGGUGAAGUCUGAGAGACCAGCAUGGGAAUCUUAUACUCUGAGCCCAUCUGUCAGGCAGCCUAUCAGAAUGACUUUGGUCAAGUGUGGCGCUGGGUGAGGGAGGACAGCAAGUACAUCAACGUUCAAGAUGGCUUCAAUGGAGACACCCCCCUGAUCUGCGCCUGCCGGCGAGGGCACCUCAAGAUCGUUUCCUUCCUUCUAAGAAGAAAUGCUGAUGUGAACCUCAGAAACCAGAAGGAGAGAACCUGCUUGCAUUAUGCAGUGAAGAAAAAAUUUACCUUCUUUGAUUAUCUGCUCAUUAUCCUCUUAAUGCCUGUCCUGCUUAUUGGAUAUUUCCUCAUGGUGUCCAAGACAAAGCAGAAUGAGGCUCUGGUCCGAAUGCUUCUAGAUGCUGGUGUGGAUGUUAAUGCCGCAGACUGUUAUGGCUGCACCGCGUUACACUACGCCUGCGAAAUGAAAAACCAGACUCUGAUUCCUCUGCUCCUUGAGGUCCAUGCAGACCCCACGAUAAGAAAUAAGCAUGGUGAGAGUUCCCUGGAUAUUGCACGGAGAUUAAAAUUUUCCCAGAUUGAAUUAAUGCUAAGGAAAGCAUCAUAAUCCUUGUGGCCUCGGAUGCAGAAAUAGAAAAAGUUAAAGGACGGGAUUCUGUGUGCAUCUUGGAUUAUUGGUCUGUGGGCCACUCAACUGGAUGCUGCCAUUUUAUGGGGAUAAGGAUUCCUGCCAUGGGUAAUGUUUUUGAAGAGCUCUGUGGUCAUGUUGUUGCUCCAUGAAGCUCCCCAUGGCCCUAAUCCUUCUAGGGGAAACACUAAAGCUGUUGGAUUCUCCACUCCAGUCAAAAGGGCGAUGCUUCAAACUCAGUCUCUCCCAAAGAAGACCAGCUGCCUGCUCUUACAAGAGGCUCCUGUCCGUAUCACGCCCCAGGAGACACUGCCGCUCUCAGGCGCCUUUAAGUAGCAAGGAGAAUGGGAGCACGUACAUUUGCAUAGCACGGCGUGUGUAUGUGUUUGGUUGCAAGAUGCACGUGUAAAUGUUCCUUUGUCAAAACAACUUCAACAAAAGCAUCUACCAAUUGUCAGCAGUGACAGCUUUACAUCACAGAUAUGGACAAGUGCUGAAAUCAAGUUUUCUUUUUUCUUUCUGGAGAACCAGUUACCAGCACACUGCUAAACAUUUGCUGUCAGUUUAC
Molossus molossus (Pallas's mastiff bat) is the source of this 1393-nucleotide messenger RNA. RefSeq names its product ankyrin repeat domain 22 (gene ANKRD22). Lineage: Eukaryota; Metazoa; Chordata; Mammalia; Chiroptera; Molossidae. The transcript is spliced from 6 exons. Bases 229 to 804 code for a protein of 191 amino acids. The record is from RefSeq and is a predicted model, not a curated record. Gene Ontology annotation, molecular function: protein binding.